UCAGGCAAUGCUGAAGAAAGUUCCUGCUUUAUGUUUUGGCCCAGAUGAGAACUCUCAUGUUUCUACAUAUAGAAUGGUACUUGAAAGAUUCCCCGUUUCACUUAAUAAACGACCAUGGUCAAAGAUUGAGAAAGACAAUCUUGCAAAAGGAAUAAAGCAACAGUAUCAAGAGAUGCUGCUUUUGAACUCAAUGAAUAUGGAAAGUGACAAAGAGUGCACAUCAGAUUCAAAUCUAAUGUCUGCAGUGACACUAAGUCAUCUCGAAUUCACACCUGAAAUGUGUAGGUCAUUUAUACCAAUGGUAAAUUGGGAUCGUUUAGCUUCCAUGUAUAUCUUGGGGCGUUCAGGUGCAGAAUGUGAAGCAAGGUGGUUGAACUGUGAGGAUUCUAUGAUCAAUCAUGAACCUUGGACAGCAGAGGAGGAUAAGAAGCUUCUAUUUAUUUUACAAGAAAGGGGCAUUUACAAUUGGAUAGAAAUUUCAAUCACAUUGGGUACACAUCGAACACCAUUCCAAUGCUUAGUACGUUACCAACGGAGUCUUAAUCCUCAUAUUCUUAACAAGGACUGGACAGAGGAAGAAGAUGCACAGCUUCGUGCAGCUGUAGAGAACUAUGGCGAAAAUAACUGGCAGAUUGUAGCUUCUUGCUUAGAAGGGCGUUUGGGUAAUCAAUGUUCUAAUCGGUGGUCCAGAACCGUUAACCCUGCAAGGAAGAAAGUAGGCAGGUGGUCAGUCGAUGAGGAUAAACUGCUAAAAGUAGCAGUGAAGCUAUUUGGGGCAAAAAAUUGGGUUAAGAUAGCUCAGUUUAUACCAGGUCGGACCCAGAUACAAUGUCGAGAAAGGUGGCUUAACUGUUUGGAUCCAUCCUUGAAUUUACAGCCUUGGACUGCAGAAGAGGAUAUCAAGCUCUUAGAUGCUGUUGCAAUUCAUGGAAAUUGUUGGUCCAAAAUUGCUACUUGCAUUCCUCCACGCACUGACAACCAAUGCAGAAGGAGAUGGAAGAUUCUUUGCCCUGAAGAAUUGCUCAUGCUUCAAUCUGCAACGCAGAUAAAGAAGAGUGCGCUUAUUUCUAAUUUUGUAAGCCGAGAAAGAGAGCGACCAGCAAUUGGUACUAAGGACUUUACAUCUGUUCUUGGUUCUACUAUGGUUCAGAAAAUUGCCGGUCCAAAAGUAAGGAAGAGAAAGCUAAGGGCCGAUCAACCUAAGAAGUUGACAACUAGGACCAGAAAAGCCAAAGGAAACUCAGAAAAGGUUAAUUUCAUAAACAGGGAUAAUAUACGAAGAAAGUCCAGAUCUAAAUCCAUAAGGCACUGUAAAGAUAAUGCAACUGAAGAUUGUAUGAGAAAUACAACAGCCAAUAUACUGCCAGAGAAUGCAGAAACUGUAACUGUUGUAAGCUUGAGUGCUGGGCAAGGUAUGUGCCUUGAGAAGACAAUGGAUAAAAGUUUGAGUGAAAAUCCAAGGACCUCAAAUAUCAACUCCAAAGUAUCUGCUCUAGCAAAUUCAACACCAGAUGGCACAUCUAAUCCUUCAGUUGAUGCAGCUCCUGAUGAAAAUCAAAGGACCUCAAUUAUCAACUCCAAAGUACCUGCUCUAGCAAAUUCAGCAGCAGAUAAAAGAUUUAAUGAUUUGCCUCAUGUUUUAUGUUUGAAUGCUACUUCUAGUGUGGACAUUAAAAGGAAAAGAAAGAAAGCAAGUGAAAAUCUAUAUACAUCGAGGAUCAACUCCAGAUCACCUUCUAUAGAGAGUUUGACAGAUUGCAUAGCCAAUUCUUCGGUUGAUAUUAGAAGGAAAAUCACUUCCAAUGGGAAUAUUUCAAGGAGCUCGAAAGCAAGUACGAAUCUACUCCACAUAUCUCAAGUACAAAAAUCUUGUGAGGAAAAUGUUGUAGAACUUGGCGUGCCCAAUACUUCCGAACUUGUUCCUCCUGAUUUGCAUUCUUUUGGUGCUAAUUCUAAUACUUCUAUCCCAGAAUGUGUCAGUUGGCCAACCAAGAAAAGGAAAAGAAGUAAGCCACAAGGUGCUCUAGCUCGUGUAAGUGAUGACAACAAUUUACUGGCGUCUGGGGUUGAUACUUCUGCUGUCCGUGGCACUGAGAGAGCAAUGAGUAUGGGCUCAAGUUUAAAAGUGCCUGCUGAAGACGGUCAAAUGGAGAACUCUCAGAAACCAACACACAAUCUGAAGAAGCUAACAGACCUACCAUGUAUAAUGACAGCAAUGACUAUUUGUCUCUUUCAACAUUUUGUAAUAUGGAAAAAGGAAAACUGGGUUGUACAGUUAAGACAAAGAGCGCACAAACUGCAAAUUCAACUAUUAUACAGUCUACGGAUGUUAGUAUUGAUGGCGUUGGCGAUGUAUCUCCAGCCAUGCUUCAUGGGAGUGCCAAAGGAAAACAGUCAGGUAUACUUACUGAAGAGGAAACGAGGACUAAUGCUGAUUCAUCUAAGCAAGGAGCUCUACCUGAUACCGAUGUCCAAGAUGAUGAUUGCUAUCUUUCCACAUUUUAUGAGCGAGUGAAAAGACACCAUCGUGACAAGUCAAGAAAAUGUAAUCUGCCUUAGAUCAGUAACACCAAGUAUUAGAAGCAUCUAUUGAAUGCAAAUACCUAGCUAGCCGGCAAUCAUCAAUUUGUUUCUUUCUAAAACAGUACAAUCUGGGAGGAAGUUAACUGAAAUCAUCAACUGUUUUGAUUGCCACUACUUCAAGAUCUCGGGUUCAGUAGCAGCAACAGCAUGGAAGUAAGAUCUUUGUGCCAUUGAUUCUGGCACUUUUCGAGACAAACUAAUGUUGAGUCCUGGCUGCAAUGUGCUUCGGAGCUGCCUAAAUCAGUUUAGCAAGUUGCGAUCUUUUUCCUGAUUUAUAUGGCAAGAUUGUACGGAAACCAUUCCUUGGGGCAUUCCAGUCAAUUUGUUUCCAUACUGGAUUUUGAUUCAUUGAGGUCUGAAUGAUUUUCAUAUAUACGAGGGAGCCAAUUUAUGGAGCACACGGAUUUGAAGUUUUCAAAUGGAGUGUAAUCUGCUAGACUGUUUGGUUGGAGGAAUAGUUAUUUUACCAUUUUUUUUUUCUUAUGCUGAAAUAAUAGUUUUUUUUAUAUUUAGUUGUAUACACAAAUUUGGAUUUUUUUUAAUGGAAUUCUUUCUUAAAAUUGAUCGAA
Messenger RNA from Zingiber officinale, 3152 nucleotides. RefSeq lists its product as uncharacterized. The transcript is spliced from 16 exons. NCBI's taxonomy places the organism in Eukaryota, Viridiplantae, Streptophyta, Magnoliopsida, Zingiberales, Zingiberaceae. The record is from RefSeq and is a predicted model, not a curated record. Bases 8 to 2515 code for a protein of 835 amino acids.